Messenger RNA from Salpingoeca rosetta, 4082 nucleotides. RefSeq lists its product as uncharacterized. The transcript is spliced from 21 exons. The record is from RefSeq and is a predicted model, not a curated record. Gene Ontology annotation, molecular function: protein binding. The coding region runs from base 118 to 3840 and encodes 1240 amino acids. NCBI's taxonomy places the organism in Eukaryota, Choanoflagellata, Craspedida, Salpingoecidae.
CAAACACGAACAGCCCACUACCCCACCUCCUGCCAUUGUCACCUCAACAUCGGUGUUCAAGUCCACAAGCUGCAUCGAACACAACACAACACGACACACACACACACACACACACGCAUGGAGAGACAAACACGAGCGGCGGCGUUGCUGCUGUUUGUGGUAGCAGCGCUGUCUGCUGACCGCGCGCAAAGCCAAAGUACGGAUGCGUGUACAGCCGGUGGGUUGAGUGCACGCUGCGCAUGCUAUGAAAGCUUGCCGGACCGCUUCGUGGACUGCACCAGCGCCGGCUUUGACGACAUUCCAACAAACAUUCCCGUCGAGACCACCGUCCUGGCCCUGGCACACAAUGACAUCACGAGGAUCCCUGGCCAAGUGUUCAACACACUCACGAACGUCCGCGUGCUGUACCUGGAUGGCAAUGGCCUGCAUACGCUGGAACCAGGCGCCUUCUCCGGCAUGGAGAGCCUCGAAACGCUAUCGUUGACCGAGAACAAGCUGCGCAACCUCACCUUCUUCACAAACAUUCCUGCACUUCGAACACUGCAUCUGGACAACAAUCUCAUGGAGGAGAUUGAAACAGAGAUGUUUGCCGGCGUCCCCACCUUGGAAGAAGUGACAUUGGCGGACAACAAGCUGACGCACCUUGCCGAUCGAGCUUUUGCACACGACAACCUCAAGACGCUGGAUUUGUCGGGCAACCGAUUCUCCUUCAUCUCUGGCCUUGCCUUUGCUGGUGCAAGCGCCCUCCGCACUCUGGACCUGACUGCCAACCGCUUCGCUGCACUGGCUGCCAGUGUCUUUGAGCCGUUGACGAACUUGACCACAUUGGUGCUCUCCGACAACGACCUUGAAUCGCUUCCUGCCACCAUAUUCUCGCGUCAGACCGUCCUUGCCACGCUGAAGCUCGACGGAAACAAGCUCACCACGUUUGACGUCGAUGUGAUUGGCUCCAACCCUCUGCGCAUCCUGCGCUUGGAUGCGAAUGAGCUGACGACACUGAGCUACAACAACGACGCUCGAUGGGACAACCUCCUCCAGCUGUACAUGCGUGACAACGCGUGGUACUGCUGCGGCAUGGAGUGGUUUCGUGACGCGGCCACGAUUGUGCAGGACUCGGCUGCAAUCACGUGUGCUGCUCCGCAACGCGUUGCCGGCACAAUGCUGCAGUCCACGUCAGGCACCAUCGCCGUCUGUGACAAACUUGUCCCGGACGCCCCUGCACCUGUGACUGCGACGUCGCCGACGUCCACGUCCCUCCUGGUGCAGUGGGACCGCCCACACGGCAACUACGAGCAGGUGGAGAGCUACACUGUCGAGUACCAGGCUGUUGGAGCUUCUCAGUGGACACAGGUCACGUGUACGGGUGGCAGCGUGCCCCAAGACCCACAGGUGCCCGCCACCCAACUGCCAUGCGCGUUCCUUGACCGCGACCCGGCGACGGAUACAGACAUCUCCCCGCUGCAGACCACCAUCACGGGCCUGCUCCCCUUCACUGCAUACGUUGUUCGCGUCAAGGCAACACACAGCAAAGGCGACGGUCCAUACGCGUCUUCCAACACGACCACGCAGGAGGACCUGCCGGCAAAGCCUGCAGCAGUGACUGUUGUUGAGCGGUACAGCCGUGGUCUUCUCGUGCACGUGACGACACCCGUGCCCGCCAACGGCGUCAUCACACACUACACGCUGCACAUUGAGACGACAGCCGCUGCCCCUGGAACAGUGCCGAUCGCUCGCAACGACACCAUCGCCGGCACCGCCACCUCCCACACGUUCCUUGGCCUGGAGCCAAACUCGCAGUACGCGGUGCGGGUGCGGGCAGCGACGAGUGUUGGGGCCGGUCCUUGGAGCGACACGACAGCGGCGGCGACGAGAGAGGACGCGCCAGAACGCGCACCGUCAGUCACCCGCAUUGCCGCCAACGAGACAGCAUGCACCUUUGAGUGGAGCGCACUGCAGCCCAAUGACACGUACGGGGCCGUUGCUGUGUACAACGUGUAUCAGGCCACGCCUGCCGGCAACGUGACAGCGCGCCUGGCGGUGACGACAAGCGAUGCGUUCACGUGGUGGCCGCUCGCUGCGGGAUCCCAGCACCACAUUGUGCUGUCGGCCAACACCACGGCCGGCGAGGGCCCGCGUACGCGCGUGUACGAGUGUGAGACAGCGCCGUUCCCGCCAACAAAGCCAGCCAACCCUACCGCUGUUUCCGUGUGCGCGCGGGAGGUGGAGGUGCGGUGGCAGCCACCAGCGCAGCCUAACGGUGUUGUGGCCCGCUAUGAGGUGUGGCAGCAAGGGCAGCAGGGCGCAGCCGCCGUGCGUGUGUAUUCAGGGUCAAACCUGUCCACCCGCGUCACUAACUUGGACCCAGACACCACGUACGCGUUUCGCGUAAUCGCGUUCACAACACUCCAGAGCGAACAGAGCGACGCAGCCGUCGUCACCACGCCAACAGGAGCUCCGCCAGCUGUUGCCCGGCCACGCCUCAUCCGCGCGGAUGCGAACAACAUGACGCUUGCCUGGGACGACGUUGUGCCGUGCGAGGGCGCUGUGCAGGCUUACCUCGUGUAUCAAGUCCUGCAGAUGCAGAACCUCAACUACUACCCAAUCUCAAAGGACAGCCACCCAAAGCUUGUUGGUGUCGCUGGUGGUAACGUCACUCGCAUGCUCAUCACCGACCUUGUGCCGGCAACCGCGUACACGUUUGUCGUCCGCGCUCGCAACAUGUACGGAGAAUCAAACGCUCUCCACGCAGCGACCUUUGUCACCAAAGACGCACCACCAUCACGGCCCGGCCAGCCCACCGUUGAGCGCAGCGCAGGUGUGCAGAUUGUGCGGUGGACGCGACCGGAGCAGCCAAACGGAAACGUGACGCGGUAUGUGCUGUGGCGCAUUGGCGACACCGCCCCGCUGUAUGACGGACACCCAGGUGCAACACUGCAGAUCACCGUGCAAUCAGACAAGCCCCUUAGCGAGUCGUUGUUUGUGAUUGCUUACAACUCUGCCGGCAGUACCCGGUCCUUCAUUGAGAUUGCACAGCCGUCAAGCACAGAUGAUCGCGCUGUGGUUGCCGGCGUCGUAACGGUGGCUGUGAUUCUCGUCCUCGCGCUGGCUGUGCUGCUCUACCUCAAGACCCGCAGCAAGAAGUUGGCGCGUGUGAGCGAGGGCAACAUGUCUGUCGGGUCUGUGCAGCCGCUGGUGAGCACCACCAAGACGCCGUCGUCCCUCAAGCGCGUGCCCAGCACACUCGCGCCGCCGCAGCAGUUCGCCCUCACCUCCAACAACGAUAGCGAUGAGAGCGAGGCGAGCAUUGGGGCGCGCAAGGUGCCCGGCGGUGUGCGGCAGACGAUGAUGACGUCGACACCACAGCACACAGCGGCAGUGAAGAUGGUGAAGGGCGGGGAUCUGGGCAACGCGGACGGCAACCAGGAGAGCGGAGUGGAGAACGAGGACUCGGGCGCAGACAACCACAGCAACAGCAGCAGAACACCGCAGCAGGCACCGCGGAAGCGAACGCUCCCCUCACCUCCGCCACCACUGAACAAGGAGGAGCUGCAAUGGACAUCAUCUGACGAGAGCGAGGAUGAGGAUGACAGCCACCAUAACCACCAUCACCAGCUCCCAGGGGCAAUGGCCAGUGACAGCAGCAGGGGCCCAGCACUGCCACGACGAACGCCGCAACCAACAGCAAACGAGGGGGUGGCGAACCCCUUUGCGCAACAGACGUCGCCACGUGAGGUUGUCAAUGUGCGGAAAGCGUCGGGUGGACAGCAGGCGCUGAAUCCCAUUCGUGGAUUUGUGCAGCGCCCGUUCGGUCUCCCGCCACUCUCGCACUCGAACGCAUGAGCGAGCUGUUGAUUGACAUAAGAUUUUGGCAAGCGAAGAUGGAUGGGGGGGGAUAUUUGUGCUGAGCAGUUGGCGGCGAGCUAUGUGGUGUGUGCUGUGUGUGGCUUGUAACUUCAGACCGACAGUGCUGUUUCUAAUUCUUGAGAUGAUUCUGAUUGUGGACGUGUGUGUUGGGGAGUGUGACUCAGAGAACGCAAAGUGUGUUUGAGGGGGUGUGUUGUGCCAUAAGAGUGGCUUUUCAG